Messenger RNA from Prorocentrum cordatum, 906 nucleotides. Lineage: Eukaryota; Dinophyceae; Prorocentrales; Prorocentraceae. The record is from the annotation of a GenBank genome assembly.
AUGAGCGCUGGGAUAUCGAGGAUGGGCUACCCUGGCCAGUGUCAUACCUCCACCGCGCUCGACUUCCACCGGGUGCCGGGCAUCAAGGAGCUACGGCCUCGCAGUCCUGGGGCAGCCGGCGGCCCUCCUGAGUGGCCGCGCGGCAGGUUCGUGCCCGAUGCUGGCCGUUGCACGGGGCUGCCGAUGGUCUUCGACCUCAGCUGCACCUUGCUGCCUCUUCUGGUUUGGGCCGCUGGCACGGGCUGCGUCUUUGGCUACCCCUGCCCCUCCGUCAGCAUGUCCCUGACGCAGCUGGCGGCGGCCGCUAUGCCGAGCCACACGGCAGGCUGCCACCAGGUGCCAGGCGGUUACAGGGGGCUGCCGUUCGCUUUCGACCCCGCAGGCUCGGUCUGCUUCGACGUCUGUCCUUGCCCGUGCGAUGGCACCACCAAGCGGGCUAACACUUUUUUGACGGACGUCGACGCGAUCACGGGCGAAUUGGACGUGUCCCAGCUGCCACAGGAGAUGGGCGUAUACGCCUGUUUCGACCUGAACAGCAAGCUGCAGUACGUCGGCCUCUCGAGGGACAUCAGGAAGAGCGUCGCUGGCCACGCUGAGGCCAUCGGCAUCCAGGAGGCCGGUGACCUCAUCGCCUCCGUGCGCGUGGCGGACAUGCCCGGGGGGUCCAAGGAGCUGCUGAAGGCUACCUGGGAGGCCUGGAUCAAGGAGCACGUGGACAGUGGCGGCGAGAUUCCUCCCGGGAACGUCCCGGAGAACAUGGACGGCGCGGACCCGCGCUGGCGCAGUCGGGGCGCGCAGGCGAAGCCAGCGCUGAACCUCGGGGCGCGGCCGGGCGGCAUCUCUUCCAUGGCAGAGGCUGGCCGCGAUCCGGUCGCAGGAAAACGGUCAAGGAGAACCCGGUUGUGA